Molecule: messenger RNA, 609 nt
Organism: Tetrahymena thermophila SB210
Lineage: Eukaryota; Ciliophora; Oligohymenophorea; Hymenostomatida; Tetrahymenidae
Product: transmembrane protein, putative
Exons: 1
Source: RefSeq, a predicted model, not a curated record
AUGAAGCAGAAAUAGAAAUAGUAACAGUCGAUGAUAUAGUAAUUCCUUGUAAAAUUAAAGCAAUUCAGCAUGAUCUUACUACUUUUAAUCUUACCAAAGAUAUUAGCUUUACAAAUUACCUUCGAAUAUAUAAAUUCGAAAUAGAUGAGUAUUAGCUGCAACGUGUUUCGUAAAUUAGAACUAAGAGACCAUUAUCGUUUAAGGAAGAAGAUGAAGAUUUUUAAUACAACUUUUAAUAAGAUCAAUUCAUAUAGCAAUAUUAUCACUACUUUCAACAUUAAAAAAAUAAAUUGCCAAACUCAUAAUAAUCUUAACAAAAAAAAUUAAGUUUUGAAACCAAUAGAGAAAGUGAUAAAUAAAACUAAUCGAAUUUGUAGAGCGAAUCAGCAACCAUUUUUAAGGUUAAUUUAUAAGAUGAAAGCACCCCUAAUUAAAGUACUUAACUACUAAAGGAGUAAACUAUUGAUCAAUUAAAUCAAACUCUAAAAAGUGAUGUAUAAUAAUAAUUCACAAUAUCUGAUUAAUCAUAAUAACAAACACCAUUAUUAAAUUAGAGUUCUCUUCUCCAGAGUAGUAGUAACACAUUUGAUCAUUAAUAUAAAGAUAUGA